This is a messenger RNA of Phyllotreta striolata, 1668 nucleotides long. NCBI's taxonomy places the organism in Eukaryota, Metazoa, Arthropoda, Insecta, Coleoptera, Chrysomelidae. The record is from the annotation of a GenBank genome assembly.
ACGUCAUUAAUAUUACACCAUUAUAUUACAUUUUAUUGUUAGUUCACCUUAUUAUCAAUCUGUUAGUGUACAAGAUGAGUUCCCCAAAGAUACUACAUAUUCUAACAAUUCUUAUAUUGUUGAAUAUUAACACCGCUUUGUCUGAAAGAUCUGAAGUAGAUGCAGGAAGCUCAGGACCCGAUAAAACUUUUCUUCAAAUCCUCGCAAAUAAUUGCUUCUUGAUUAAAAACGAAACUUCCGAAAACACUGGCGACAUAGCGGAAGAUUUAAAUGGAAAACUCGAUGCUCGACUUUUCAUUUCCACCACCACCGGACUCAGAGUGGACACCAAAACCUUCGCGAAUUUGCUAACAGAUUGCUUAACAACUCAAGCGAAUGUAAAUGUAAAUAUCCCUACUGAAGGAUUGCGAAACAAUGUGCAAAUGCUAGCCAAUUUGGUUUUCGAUAACAGAGAAAUACCCUACGAGCAAGUGAAGGAUUUGAUGCAUUCGAAACGUUCCAAAAGAAGUACCGAGAACAAUCCUCAAAACAUCAUCCAGCAGUUGUUGCUAGACUUAAUUAUUACACCGCUGAAGACCGGUGUAAAUGCUCUUUUGGAUAACGCUGGUAACAUUAUAAAAUCAUUUGGAACGUCGUCUGAAUCGGUUAAUAACCCGGUGCAAAAUCUAGUACAAGAAGCUACCAAUGGAGUUAUAAAUACAAUACUUUCUUUGAUAGAUUCGGUUAAGACGAAUGUGAAUUCGUUGUUAGACAGCUUUGUAACUCCUAUUAAUGGAAAUCAAACUGUGGAAAAUACACCAAAAGCUCUAGUGAGGACGCAAACUAACAAUAUUUUUUUUGAUAUAAUGGAGAGUACUCUGGUAGGUCCUAUCAGAUCGACGUUUAAUCGCAUUAUAGUGUCUCUAAAUAGUACUAUUUAUUCAUUUUAUACCACCACUCCUACAGACAAUCCUAUUCAAAGCGCAUUGAAUGGUAUUAUUAAUGAGAUAGUAAUGAACUGCAUGCCCGUUAUAAAUAAAAUCCAUGCAGUAGUAAAUGGUGUAUUGAAUCAAAUUAGCAACGGCAAUAUUACUGUUUGAAAUUGAAUUUUGCUAAUAAAUUGUAUUGUUUGAAUCACAAUGAGUUUGAAUUUACUUAAUUUCUUAGAAAAAGGAUAAUUGUACAGGGUGAAACAAUAAUUGUGAAACCUUGAAUUUACAGACUUGAGGUAUCCGCAUAGAGGAAAAUCAGGUGGAGUCAAGUCUGGUGAUCUCGGUGGCUGCUCAAUAGAACAUCUUCUUCCAAUCGACAUUUAUAUUUUCAUAGAAAAUCCGUACAUUGCAAAACUACACUCUUAUUGGUAAUGUUUUAUUGUUUUAGUACGAUUGGUUAGUAAUUAGUAUAUUAUAACAUUUAUCUACAAAUUUAAACUAACGAAAAAACAAUGUGUGAUCUUUAUCGAUAAAACUCUUUAGCUAGCAUCCUUCGCACCAGCAUUGGAGGCCGAAGAAGCUGCAAUGGCCGCUGACUCGUCCUUCUUCCUUGCAAAUCCUGCGGCAACCCUCGCUGUCCCAUAGUUGAAUGCAAGGACCUGUGAAUCUUUCUGACAGACAAUCGCCGAAAGCGAGUUCGGUUGUAAUGGCGAUGAUGAGGAGAACGGCGAAAAUAAAGUAACCCUUCAUUUUUAAC